Rubroshorea leprosula is the source of this 737-nucleotide messenger RNA. The record is from the annotation of a GenBank genome assembly. Lineage: Eukaryota; Viridiplantae; Streptophyta; Magnoliopsida; Malvales; Dipterocarpaceae.
AAUUAAUCUCUACGCUUCUCUCUCUGCAAUUACUCCUUGAGAGCAUCUCUCUCUAGAAUAUUGAGUAUUGCUGACUUGAGCAUCGGAGUGUUUUCCCUGAGGAAACAACCUCGAGAUUUUCAGGUGUAGAAGCAGCUGAGGACUUCAACAGUGUUGGACUACGUAGCUGCCGAAACAGUUACCAAAUUAUCAUUGACUUGUUACAUGACAAGCAUGCAACAUAAUAUUUUGUCUGGAAUCCUCAAUGCUUAAAUAUGAAGGCUUUUCUUUAUUUUGUAAGGGUUCCAUGUGUGAAGAAAGGUGGGAUCAGAUUCACCAUCAAUGGCCAUUCGUACUUCAACCUGGUGCUGAUAACCAAUGUGGGCGGAGUAGGAGAUAUCACGGCGGUGUCCAUCAAGGGAUCUCGAACAGGGUGGCAUCCAGGAACUGGGGCCAAAACUUGCAGUGCAAUUCCUACCUUAACGGCCAAGGCCUCUCCUUCAAAAUCACUACCAGUGAUGGCCGGAUAAUGACCCAGCACAAUGUUGUCCAUGCUGGCUGGCAAUUUGGACAGACUUUUGAAGGAUACCAAUUCUAGAAAAAUCUCCGGAAUCGAUUGAUUUGGAAGAUUUGAGACACAUGAGGAGUUUACGCUGAGGUAGCAACGCGGUACCCGCUAGGCUUUGUGUGAAAUCAGUAUAUAAAUUAAACACCAAAAUUUGUGUGUGGGUGAUUAAAAAUAAGUCAAUUGUUUGAAU